CUCUCUUCUCUCCCUCACAACCAAACCAAAACUCACCUCAAAAGAAACCCAAACAAAAAGAAAGAAAAUAAACUCAUCUCCUCACUUCCCCACUUCUUUUCUCUCUACAAAAUUCUCACAUUUUCCCAAAUAGUACUACUUACUACCAUACACAAAAACAUCAAAAAAAAUAGGUAAACAUGGCUACAAAUACAUGGAUUAAACCUAAGUUGUCAAUGCCAUCCUCAAAAGAGUUUGGUUUUUCUUCAAACUCUUUUCCCCUAAUCAAAAAUCAAAGACAAAUUCCCAAUAUUAAUUGCUCCCUUCAAGCACCCCCUCUCCUUCAUUUUCCUAAACAAUCUACUACAACUUAUCAAACACCAAAAACCAACACUAUUUCCACUCCAAAACCAACCACAACUUCACAACCAAAACAAGAAAACAACACCAACACUUCCACUUGUAAGUGGAAUUUAGUGCAGAAAGCAGCAGCAAUGGCUUUAGAUGCUGUAGAAAGUGCCUUAACAAAACACGAACUCGAACACCCUUUACCAAAAACAGCUGACCCACGAGUUCAGAUUUCCGGGAACUUCGCUCCUGUACCUGAAAAACCUGUCACCCAAUCUCUACAAGUGACCGGAAAAAUACCCAAAUGUGUGCAAGGUGUCUACGUUCGUAACGGAGCUAACCCGCUUUUCGAACCAACAGCUGGACACCAUUUCUUUGAUGGAGAUGGCAUGGUUCAUGCUGUUCAAUUCAAAGAUGGUUCCGCUAGCUACGCGUGCCGGUUUACUGAGACAGAACGAUUUGUUCAAGAAAAAGCAUUGGGUCGCCCUGUUUUCCCUAAAGCCAUUGGGGAAUUACAUGGACAUUCAGGGAUAGCAAGGCUUAUGCUUUUCUAUGCUCGUGGACUCUUCGGAAUCGUUGAUCAUAGUAAAGGAACCGGUGUUGCUAACGCUGGUUUGGUCUAUUUCAACAACCGAUUACUCGCGAUGUCUGAAGAUGAUUUGCCAUAUCAUGUUAAGGUGACACCUACUGGUGACCUUAAAACAGAAGGGAGGUAUGAUUUCAAUGGACAAUUGAAAUCCACCAUGAUAGCUCACCCGAAACUCGACCCCGUUUCGGGUGAGCUAUUUGCUCUUAGCUAUGAUGUGAUUCAGAAGCCGUAUCUUAAGUACUUCAGAUUUUCUAAAGAUGGUGAGAAGUCAGAUGAUGUGGAAAUCCCUGUGGAGGAUCCAACAAUGAUGCAUGAUUUCGCCAUAACUGAGAAGUUUGUCGUCAUUCCUGAUCAGCAAGUUGUGUUCAAGAUGUCUGAAAUGAUUCGAGGAGGAUCACCAGUGGUUUAUGACAAGGAAAAGGUUUCAAGAUUCGGGGUUCUUGACAAGUAUGCUAAAGAUGGUUCGGGUUUAAAAUGGAUUGAAGUACCUGAUUGCUUUUGUUUCCAUCUCUGGAAUGCGUGGGAAGAUGAAGAUUGUGAUGAAAUCGUAGUCAUUGGUUCUUGUAUGACUCCACCAGACUCGAUUUUCAACGAGUGUGAUGAGGGUCUAAAGAGUGUUUUAUCAGAAAUUCGUCUCAAUUUGAAGACUGGAAAAUCUACCAGAAAAACAAUAAUCCAGAACGAAGAGGAACAAGUGAAUUUGGAGGCCGGGAUGGUUAACAGGAACAAACUGGGUAGAAAGACACAAUUUGCUUACUUGGCUAUUGCAGAACCAUGGCCAAAAGUUUCUGGAUUUGCAAAAGUAGACCUUUUAACCGGUGAAGUUCAUAAAUUCAUUUACGGCGACAACAAGUACGGUGGGGAGCCUCUUUUUUUACCAAGAGACUCCAGUAGUCAAGCAGAAGAUGAUGGUUACAUUUUAGCAUUUGUGCACGAUGAAAAGGAAUGGAAAUCGGAGCUACAAAUUGUUAAUGCAAUGACCUUAAAGCUCGAAGCCACAGUGAAAUUACCAUCAAGAGUGCCUUAUGGUUUUCAUGGCACUUUCAUAAAUGCCAAAGAUUUAGCAAAUCAAGCCUAGUUUCGGAGACGAAAAAAGUGGCUAACUUUGCAAACUAUGGCUAUUACAGAGGAAAUUUACCAGAGGGAUGGUUUAGAAUAUACGUCCCCGGAAUUUCUCCUCUAUAAUUGAAGUUAAGUCAAUAGUUUUUUAAAUUGUUUUUCUUUGAUUAUUAUUAUUUUUUUUUUUACUUCUAGUGUGAAAGAUUUUCUCAGAGACCAGUUAGUAGCUUGGAUGUAGUUAGAAAAUUGGAGCUCAGCUGGUAUUUCUGGUUAUUCUUUCACAUUUUGAUUGUGCAUGAGAGAGAGUAUAUAUUACUACUACCUUAUAGGAAUAUACUAUAACAUGUUCCUGUAAACUCUCUGUUUUCUUGUAUAUGAAUCGUGGCCUAUACUAUUUCCA
This is a messenger RNA of Capsicum annuum, 2375 nucleotides long. Its product is annotated as 9-cis-epoxycarotenoid dioxygenase NCED1, chloroplastic. The coding region runs from base 180 to 1994 and encodes 604 amino acids. Gene Ontology annotation, biological process: carotene catabolic process. Gene Ontology annotation, cellular component: chloroplast stroma. The record is from RefSeq and is a predicted model, not a curated record. Gene Ontology annotation, molecular function: carotenoid dioxygenase activity. Lineage: Eukaryota; Viridiplantae; Streptophyta; Magnoliopsida; Solanales; Solanaceae. The transcript has a single exon.